CCACUGCCUAAACUCGUAAAUUCGGGUUGGACAUGCGUUCCGCCUUCGCGACGUUAUACGUUUCAAAGUACAAGUGCCACUCGUAUGCGUAUAUAAGCACCUCUAAAGCUCUCGGCACCGCAUUGUGUUUUCCCCCGACCUCAGCUCGACAUUCACCCAGGUCUUCCCCCCGACUUCGCUUCCAUCCGCAUCUCGACGCCUACCCAGUACCCGCAAGCGCGCAUAGCAGAUUGACGGUGACAGUUGAAUGCCACAAAUUCUAUACCAACUGCCGAGACCUGCGCCUCCCCUUGGUCCCACCAUCGGUGAAGAAGUACGCAUGGCUGACCACUGGGACGACCCUGCGCUGCUUCGGGCUUUUCUGCUCCGCCAGCCGGAGCCAACGGAGGUGAUGGAGAUUGAUCGCGUUCGUGCACGCUUCAGAUGCGUCCGCGCCCGCAUCCGCGACCUAAACACCCUCCGCGAUAGUCUCCUGCCCCGCCAGAGCGCCGCGGUCGACGGCGAGCUGGGGAAGGCGAUGCUCAUGCGCAAGAUGCUGUCGUGGAGGAUGUUCCGCUUCGCCGAGCUCCCCGCGGAGCUCCUCGCCGAGAUAUUCCGCUACGUCGUGCUGAGCAUCAACGUUAUGCAAGGCGAGCCCCUUCAGAAGCUCCGUCUCACCUGGGUUUGCAGGCAGUUCCGCGAGGUCGCCCUCUCGGAUGCGUUGUUGUGGGGCAGGAUCGCGUUCACCGACCCCUCUCCGUGGACCCGAUCCCUCACGUUCUUUCAGAGGGCCGGAGACGCCCCCCUCGACCUUUGCGUCAGCGACAUGGCCUUCCCGCGACUACCCGUGCUCAGUCACCAGCAGAUCGUGUAUCUCGCGGAGAUCUUCAAGACGAAGGUGCACAACAUCCGGUCCCUGAUCUGCUCUUUGAAGGACUGGCUGGGCCCGUGGUUCGCGAUGGAGGGGGGCGUGAACAAGCUGCAACUCCUGCAGCUCGAUCGCGGCUGGGAGCCGUACCUCUGGAGCACCAACCAGUUCAACAACGUGGAGAGCCGGCAGCCGCUCGCCCUCUUCGGCGGGCACACGCCGAACCUGAAGAGCCUCACCUUGAACGGGAUCAGCGUCGACUGGGACACGAUCAGCACCGCGAAACUGCUGACGUUGGACAUCCGCCGCCUCGUGCGCGACGUCUCCCCGACCGCCCAGCACUCUACCUCCACUCGUCGUCCCCAGUUCGAGGGACAGCAGGCCCACGACCCGAUCUUCGUGCCGAACCUGCGCGAGCUGCGGCUCGGCGACGCGAACUGCCAGUCCGCGAUCAACAUCCUGGAGUGCAUCCACGCGCCCGAACUGAAGGGCCGCUUCCCGAAGACGCAGGUGCUCACCAUCGCGGCCGUCCAGAUCGAGAACAACGCGGCCGCGAAGGAACACAUCACUGCCUGGUUCGACGCGAUGCCCCGCCUGCGCGUGCUCAGGACGGAGAGCUUGCCCACGCCGAUAUUGUUCAAGUACCUCCUCGGGGACCCUGGGCGGCUGGUCCCUAUGGACCUGGCGGAUAUAGACAGGGUGAACUGCCUGGACCUGGCCUCCUUCGUGAAGGCGAGGGACGGACACCAUGUUCCGCUAUCUGUGGUCACGGUCCCCGAGCCGAAGUGGAAGCAGUGGACCGCUGAGCAGCGGGCCUUGCUGGCGUUCCUCGGCGAUCGGCUGCAGCUCCUCCCCAACUACCCGCACCACAUCGUCGCGAGGAGGCCGCCAUCCGUGCGGAACUGGACGCGGCCGUAGGCCUCCGUCUCGGAGGAACGCUGGCGAAUUAGAUGUCUUGUGCUUGAGAACAACGACACGGUAUCCAUACGCCUGGGGCGUCUCCGUUAAAUGAUGAUGAUCAACGCUCCUUAAUGUGAUGUAUCGGAUGCAUGCACCGCUCCUUUGUCCAUUUGUCUUGUUACUACUACUCACUGUAUUUGGUUGCCAGACUCGUCUCUGCUGUAUCUUUCAUCAUGAAGUUCUCAUCGCUACUAUCCCACGUAACACACUCCUUGCCACCUAACUCACUUGUAUCGUAAACUUCAGUAAUAUUAUACCGUGUACUUAGGACCUACCGAGUGACAUCGAAUAAUGGCACAGUCGGGUUAUACUAGCGUCCUGCCAACUUCCAAGACUCCAAGUGGGCCAGUUCGGUUGCAAGCGUUCGAAUGGCGCC
This is a messenger RNA of Fomitopsis serialis, 2183 nucleotides long. RefSeq lists its product as uncharacterized. Gene Ontology annotation, molecular function: protein binding. The record is from RefSeq and is a predicted model, not a curated record. The transcript is spliced from 7 exons. The coding region runs from base 248 to 1765 and encodes 505 amino acids. Lineage: Eukaryota; Fungi; Basidiomycota; Agaricomycetes; Polyporales; Fomitopsidaceae.